AUGGGUGACGAGUCUGAAAAGGCAACGGAACCCGGACAGGGACAACGUUUAAUAUCCAUAAUUGUCCCGGUGCACAAUGGAGAGAAAUUCCUCAAUCAGUGUUUCGACUCCAUCCUGAAUCAAGAUUUCCCCCUGCGAGAGGUUGAAGUUUCAGUAUGGAACGAUGGGAGCACCGAUGCGUCGGCCUCGCUGAUCGAGAGCCAGAAAGUGCCCCUAGAAAGGGCUGGGAUCAAAUUGAUCUCGGGGUCGGAGUCCGGACCGCCUAGAGGUUGUGGUUAUGCGAAGAACAGGGCCAUCGAGCAGUGCUCGGGGAGAUAUCUAUGCUUCUUAGAUGCCGAUGAUGAAAUGUUGCUGCGGAGAUUGGCGGCUCAGCUCUGCGCGGCGCAGGAGAAUCCCAGGGCCAUUGUCGGGUCUCGUUUCCAUCGGGAACCCCCAGAUUCAACAGUCCGAUACUCUCGAUGGGCCAAUGAUUUGCCGGCUGCGGCGCUAGAGACCCAGAUUUACACCUCACAUGGACCGACCGUGAUCAUGCCCACAUGGUUUUGCUCGCGCGAGACUUAUGAGGCUGUCGGCGCAUUUUCGGAAGCCGGCCGUGGGACACCUGAGGAUCUCAUUUUCUUCUAUCGUCACCUCGAUCUCGGAGGCAGGAUCGUUCGAGUUGAUGAGGACCUUCUGAUGUACAGAUAUCAUCCGCAUGCCACGACCUUCUCGAUUCUCGAGGAAACGAUUUGGAACAUACGUUUGCAGCGUCUACAGCAGAAAGUAUUGUCGAAAUGGUCAUCCUUCACGAUAUGGAAUGCUGGGAAACAAGGUCGGAGAUUCUACCGGACCUUGAACGACGAAAACCGGAGAAAGGUUGUCGCUUUCUGCGAUGUGGACGCCAAGAAGAUAUCGAAGGGCAUAUAUAUUUUCGAGGAAUCGGCCACUACACCGAAACCUCGGAUACCGAUCAUUCACUUCUCACACGCAAAAGCACCUCUCGUAAUCUGCGUGAAGAUCGACUUGACCGGUGGCGGCCUUGAGGAGAAUCUCGCGAGUCUGCAUCUCGAAGAAGGACAGGACUACAUCCAUUUCGCGUGAUGGUCUCCCUGGCGAUUGCUGGACAACUGAAUAUUUGCAGUCCAUCGGACCUCAGCUCAGGAGCGAGCCCCGUGUUCCGUAUCCGGAUUCCCUGAGCUGCCGUGGCCUCUCGCGAAACCCUCUCAACUUAGGCAAUGAUCAUGGGAAAAUAUGAUUCUUUGAUCAAUGCUUGGAGUGCUCGUUCGGAUAAGACAGGAAGAGGCAUCGGAGCGGUGAGCGAGCUUUGAGCUGCUCCCGGAACAUUCUCGUACUGCAGCUCUUCUACGGCGGACGAGUCUAAUA
Molecule: messenger RNA, 1362 nt
Organism: Galendromus occidentalis (western predatory mite)
Lineage: Eukaryota; Metazoa; Arthropoda; Arachnida; Mesostigmata; Phytoseiidae
Product: UDP-GlcNAc:betaGal beta-1,3-N-acetylglucosaminyltransferase-like protein 1
Exons: 7
Coding region: 1-1080 (359 amino acids)
Source: RefSeq, a predicted model, not a curated record